AAAAAAAAAAAAAAAAAUAUAGAUAGCACGUCGUUUGAUUUUUUUUAUAUUACAAUCAUUUCGUUUCGUUUCGUAUAGUUUUGUAGACGCGGAAAUACUAAUUUUUUUUACAAAAAUGAUUUAUUUUCUAAACAAAUUAUUUCAUUGGUUUUUAAUUUUGAUUAUUAUUGGAUGUUGCAGUUAUAAUUGUUCGGCGCAAGGUAAGUGUAAACAUGUUUAAUCAAAUAACUGCACUUAAAAAAAAAAUUGUAGCUUAGUGAAUUAUAAUCAAACAAUCAUCUGCAUAAACGCCAAAAAUUAAAUGGUAGACCAUUUUAACGUCACGACCUAACAUUUUCCGAAAUAAUUUUAAUCGUGAAAUUCGUCGGUAAUAUUCAGUCAGACCCAUUGUAUAGAAACCAUUGAUUCUUUGAAAAUUUGAAAUUUGGGUUAGUAUAUAUUUUAAUUAGUUAUAUAUUCAUUGAUAAUCAGUCUAUAAUUAUUUAAGACAUAUCUGCAAAAUAAUCGUGUGAUUUUGUUUGGUCAAUUUUUUAAUUUACUCAGAAAACCAAACGGAUUCCUGUGUGUAUACUAAUAAUAUUAUUAAACAUUAUAGUUGCUGUAAAAUUUUAUUUAAAAAAUCUCAAAAUAGUUACUCUUAAUAUUUAUUUAUUCGUUUUGUUCAGUGGAUUUUAAUGAAAAAUGCCUGCCUCAGUUGGCCGAUACAUGUUUCAGAAAACUUUCUAAAAGUUUGAACUGCUACAACUCCAUAAUAUGCGAAGAUCCUAAGACGUUUUGCGAGUGAGUUAAUAUAGAAAACUUAAUUAUAUUCUAAUUAUAUACUUGCGUUGGUACUUCAAAGCAAACUUUGUUAAAAGGCUGUUGGACGAUUCGUUGCAAUGUUCGGCCGACAUUAUCAGCAGCGAUUGCUCGGUAAAAAAUGGAACGGCCAGAUUCGAUUCGUGGUACAAAGGAUUCCGGUCCGUGUAUUCGUAUAUGUGUCAUCCUACAAAAGUCAACGGGUCACAGGAAACUGAGUUGCCCAGUAAGUAUUCGAGUUAUUUUUUGAACGUGUAACAGGCUAUAAUAAUAAAUUAAUUUUUUGUAUUCAAUAUUAUUUCGAUUCCACUAAGAAUAUAAUAUAUAUUGUAAUUUAAGUCUGGAAGGGCCCAAACUCGUCCAUAAAAAUAUGUGGGACACUGAGAGUUGACCUAUAGAGAUUAUCAUUUUCUAGACUUACAUUACCUACAACACGUCGUGAACUUUUUUUAAAUAAUAUAAGAAAUAAAAUCGCAUGCUAUUGUAACAAGACGGACAUGCGUACAAUGGAAUGACCACUGUUGUAGGUGAGAUAUUAGGAAGAUAGAAUAUGGAGAGGAAUUUAAUAUAUAUCUAUACGCAACGAUUAAUUAUUGCUAAAGAAAAAGUGUGUAGUUUUGAGUUGAGUUCUGUUAUACCAACAUGUUUUAAAAGGCGGUAAUAUUUCCCAUUUUCGUCAAAAUUUGAUAUUAAAAUUCUUAUAAAAAAAAUACUCUAAAACACUCAACUUUUUCUUGUUGACAUUAAUGACAGUUUAUAAUGUAACUAUUAUUUAGUUGUCAAUCAUUUCUGUUUGGUCUAACAAUUGUAUUCACAGAGAACCUACCGAAUAAUAAUUACGUACAACCUCACAAAAUGUAAUGCUUGUAAAUAGUUCAAGAAUAGCUUGAAUGUUUUGAAAAUUUUACCACGUUUAAGGCAAGGUGUGUUUUCUGUCCAAAUUGCAAGUCUUUACGAAUAUUUUUAAUUAAACUAUAACGAAAAAAUAAAAUUAAAAAUAAAAACAUUAUUUUGUACAUUUUCUCGUUGUUCCUAAGUUUUUUUCCCAAUGUUUUCUAAUUAUUAUGAAAAUCGUUUGGAAAAUCAACAAAUCUUGUUGAUUUUUUAAUUUUAAUGAUCUCUUUAAGUAUCAUCUGGAUACAAUUGUCAUUUAGAAAAAAAGUUAAACUUGAAUAUCAAAGUAAGAUUUCUGGUAUAAAUUGCUUAAACAAUAUAUACGUAUAAAAAUAAAUAUUUUUGUAAAACUAAUACAUUUACUCACUUUGCUGUCAAUACAAAUAUCAAUGUUUAUUUCAUUCAUCAAAUAUAUAAUCAAUUUAUUCUGGUUUUAUUUCUGUAUUAUUAUACGACUGUUGUAAUAUGUGUCGAGAUUUUAUGAUUUUAUAUUUGGUAGCCAUAUGGUAAAUUAAAAAUAGUGCUUCAGACUGCAGACCGACUGGCAUCACGGCAUUAAUAUACAAAAUUAUGCAUGGGAUUUCGACGUCCCGGAUAUUAUAUGGCACCUAUCUACAAAUUACAAACAAAGAGAUAUGUUUUCAUAAUAUUUCAUAAUAUUUUUUUCUGUUCCAACAGAUGGCCAAUUUAUCAAAAAAAAAAAUUUAAAAAAAUAAAAUAAUAAAAGAGACAUCGUAGGAUAAUAGGGACGGGUGCAGCCACUGUUAUAUAUAAUUUAGUGUACUCCUGUAAGCAACGAUAAACCAUUACUUACGAAAAAACGAUCCUAUGAGGAGUUCAGUUGAUAAUAAUAUACAUGUAAUUGUAUAGAAAAAUAAUUAAUUGGACUAUAAUAUAUAUUUCCUUGAAUAAUAUUUGUUUACUGUUGUACCGAUUUUCCCAGUUUUCUCAUGUUUUUUCCCGGUUUUACACAUUUGCUGGGAAUACUACUGAGAAUAUCAAAAAAUAAUCUCCCUAAAGUACCCCCCAACACCGAUUUUUUUCAGGAAAGGAGCUAAAUUUAGAAAUCCGAGCAGGCCUUCUGGUAGAAAAAUUAAAACAGUUAAAAAAACAAAACAUCUUUGUAAAACCAUAAGCUUCUUCGCUCCACUCAGAAUUUAAUACGUUUCUUAUUGUUGUCGAUUUAUAUACGAUAGUAACUUUGGAAAAUUUAGUGUCUAAUGUGGUAUUCAUUGUAACGAAUUAUCAUUUCCAAAAACAAUCUUUUUUUUUUAAAAACUAAAUUUUACUUGUAUAGUUAAAAUUAAGGUUUUAUAUAAUACAGUCAUUGUAAAUUAAAUUAAAAAUUAUAUAAAUAUUCAAACAAAAAGUAUAUUUUUGAAAUGAAAUGUAUAGUUUCGAUAAUUUAAAAAAACUAAUAAAAAAAAAAAAAAAAAAACUUUACCAAUGCACCAACUAUGAUAACAUUUACUAUUAGAAAAAAUGCUAAAGGCACACUCAAUAAAUAAUGUAAGAUUUUUGUUAGAAAAUUUAUUAAUAGAUAGAAAAAAAACUUACAUCAGAGUAAUAAAACCAAAACACAGUUGCAGAAUCCAAAAUACAAAGAUUCACACACAUAAUCGUAUGAUCAAUAAUACAAAUAAAGCGUAUUAUAAGUAAGACAGUUAUCUAAAAUAUAAGUUAACUGUCUGAAAAACGGUAUCUAAAAUAUAAGUUACCGUUUUUCCAUUAAAUUAAGCAAUCGGUCUGGGAAUGGAAAGCAAAAUAAUAAUCAUAUUUUAUAAUUUUUGAAUAAAUUGAAUGGUUGAGGGGUUUUUUCACGUGAGCAAGUAUCGGGUGUGAUUGUAUCCAUGUAGGUAAUUUGAGAGGUUCAAGCAUAUAAUAACAUACCUAUUACCUAAUAGUUUUAUUUUCACUGGUCUCUCACUAUAAUAACAUUGUGCAUAAUAUUAUGAUGUUUUAAAUGUGUAAAUAUUAUUACUAAAAUAACAAGUAAGUACAUAUUAAGUACCUACCUAUCUGAAUUUCAAUUAGGAGUUAGAACAAACAAAUUGUGUUGCAUUUUAUGCUAUACGCAUUUAAAUUGGUUUUAAUCCAAAACAACAUUAAUAUAUUAAAAAGACAUCCUAGGAUAACAGGGACGGGUGCAGCCACUGUUAUAGCUAAUUAAAUGUAUAUCUGUAAGCAACGAUAAACCAUUACAAAAAAACGAUCCUAUGAGGAGUUCACUUAAUAGUGGUACUUUGUCAACAAUAUAUAUGCCAUAUUACAAUAAAAUGAUUAAGUAGGCUCUAUAUAUUUUCUUAAAUAAAAUUUGUUUAAUGUUGUACCGAUUUCCCCGAUUUUUCUACAUUUUUCCUAUAUUUUUCCCAGUUUUUCAAAUUUGCAGAAAACUCCGGAGAAAAUCAGUAAACGACCUCUCUAAAGUUCUUUCCCAGUGAAAUUUCUUUUUGGAAAAUGUCUAUCAUUAAUAAUUGGAGCAAAAUUGCUUGAAGAAAAGCUGUUAAUAAAAAUAUUUGUAUCGCUUUUAUGAAUUUGAAAUUUGGACAAAAAUCUUUAGGUUUACCUUUUCUAUUGUAAUACAGUUUUCAAACAAUUUUAGCUAUUUUGAAGUAUUUAUACACAUUUUAAUUUUAAGAGUUUUGUACGUAAUAUUUAUUCGGUAGGUACUUGUUAGACUUGAACAAAAAUGCUUCAAAAUUUAACAGGAGGUUCAUUAAGAGUCUUAAUUUGUAGUCAAAAAAAAAAAAAAUUUUAUUUAAUGCAGAAUUUUUUUUUAUAAGGGAAUUUCACAACUAAAUUUUGACUAAAAAAUUACGUAGAACAAAUCUAAUUUUUCAAUAUUUUUUAGAUUCCGAGCGUAGCGAUUUAUAAAACUUGCUCCGAUUUGUACGUGUAGUAACAUUGAUUUUCGAUGAAAUUUUUAAUUAGAAGCACUUACGUAGGAAAACGUACAAUUUCACGAUUCAUUAUUUUAUAAAAACACGGACGACGUUUUCUACCAGAAAAAUUAAUUUAAUCGAAAAUCACAAAACACCUUUUUGUUGCAUUUUUGAUUUACUUUCUAACGGAUAUUCGUUAUUCGCCAGGUAAUGGUUUAUCGAUGCUUACAGAUAUAAAUGAAAUAUAUUUAUAUAAUCUACCUUCCCAACUUUUUACCUUUAACAGUGACCACCCCCAUCCUUGGUAUCAGCUCUUUUUUUUUGAACAUAUGUGUAUUGCUGAUUUAAGAACGAUGGUGAAGUUAGAAUUGAGCAGAUUGACAAAGUUUCUAAAUUAGAGCUUUUUAAAGUUCUGAUAUGCGGAUAUUCUAUGUUAUGUUAAAUAACUUAAUAUUGUCUUAUGGAAGUAUGUUUGUCGUAGUUUUUUUUUCCUGUAGACAACCUUUCUACCAGAAUUUUUGAUCCGAUUUACAAUGAUAGCACUUUUUCAAAAAAGAAAUCUGACUGAAUAGGUAUUUUAAAAAGAUCUGUUUUCGAUUAUUCGAUUGAUCAAGAAUUUUCCCAGCAAAUGUAAAAAAUCGGGAAAAAACACGAGAAAAACGGGAAAAUUGGUACAAUAUUAAACAGAUAUUAUUAAAGAAAAUAUAUAAUGCCUAUUUAAUUAUUUUACUAUAAUAUGACAUAUUUUUUGUUGAAAAAGUAUCAGUAUCAACUAAAUUGCGGUCAGAAUCGUUUUUUCGUAAGCAAUGGUUUAUCGUUGCUUACAGAUAUACAUUAAAUUACCUAUACCAGUAGCUGCACUCGACCCCGUUAUUUAAGAACUUCUUUUUUUUUCGUUUUUUUUUACAUUUGAUCAGAAAACUUUUGAGAAAAUCGAAAAAUGACCUCUCUAAAGAACUCUCCAAUGAAAUUUCCAUUUAGAUAAAUUGCUAUAAUUAUAAGUUGGAGAAAAAAUGCUUGUAGAAAAGUUGUCCACAGAAUAAAAAAAAUAAACAUCUUUGUAAAACUAUACAUUUCUUCACUCUACUUAGAAUCUAAAAUGGAAAAGUUAUUUUAUACAACUGCAGCAGUCGUUGCAGAUGAUUUUUUAAUUAAGAAAGAGUGGUUUAAAAUUAAACUCGAUAUUAUAAAACCUUAAACUUCUUUUAACAGAAACGAUUUUUCGUAACAUCAGAUAUUACUAUACAAUUUGAAUUACGUAUUUAAUAAACAAUCGGUGAGUAGCUAUUAUUAAAUACGAAACAAUUUAACUAAAAGUUACAGAACAUAAUGACAUUUAUAUAUUUUAAAUGAAUUACGUAACUAUUAUAUUAAUUUGCAAUGAGCUAUAUAAAAUAGUGGGUUAUUACGCUGAAGACGAAAUUAUCUGUGUAGAUAAUAUAGUAAAAUUAUUUUUAUCUCAGUGGUAUUUUAGAGAAGUAGUUUUAUGAUUUUCCAAGCGAUUUUAAUUAUUUUUUGGAAAAACACGAAAAAACAUUGGAAAAACGGGAAAAUUUACCAAAUAUAUUAUUAUCAGUUUUGUUGUUUAGUUGUAAUUGAGUUAGAAAUAUUAGUAGAGAUAAGAAAUUUGGACAAAAAACUUAUAUUUGUUUUCUAUAGACGUGGUAAAAUGUUCAAAAUAUUUGAGUCAUUCUUAAGUCAUUUAUAUACAAUUUAUAUUCAGUAGGUGUAAUUUGAAGGUAAAAUGAUUAUACCAAACAGAAAUGCUUGAAGAUUUAAUAUGAGGUUCAUUAAAAGUCGUAUUUUUUGGUGAAAAAAAAACAAAAUUUUGACGAAAUUUGUAAAUAUUAUGGCUUUUUAAAACAUGUAUAACUUCGCUGAGAAUUGUUUUUAAUUAGCAAUGCCUACUCGUUAUGCAUAUUUAAUUUCUCUCUAUAUCCUAUAUAUAUCUUUUGUUCUCUCGUUAAUAAUGUUUAUUUGUUUUAUUUUGUUUACUCUCGUUUUUCGCCCAACUCCAGUUAUCGUUACUUGUUUUUUACGCUUUUUGUCUUGGCUGCUGUGAAAAAAUUCCGCACACGGUCCGAUAUCUUUUUUGUGUCGGUAAUCUCCCUAGAGCAGUUUUUUUUUGUUGACACUGUCUGAAGACAUAACCACCGUGAAACGUGUAUAUUCUUAACUUCUAUCGGUUCAACGGUCGCUUUCGAUUGUGCUAUCUCGUUAAUUGCUGCUAUCCGGCGAGUUACAACCCGUGCCGCACGCACGAUGAAUACACUGCGUACACAGUAAACCUUGUUAAGCCGCGUAUACACUGUUUAUCAGUGAUAAACUCAGUCCAUUUUAUAUGUACAGUUACGAUGUGCGUUCUUUAUACGCUGCUCUCUUAUCUAACUUGAUAAGUUUAACGACCCGUACGGGAUAUAGCCAAUUAUCUCUUAUCACCUUUUCAAACUUUUUGCUGUUCCCCUCGACAUUUGUGUCACAAUGAAAAAUCCACUUCAUCCUAAACCUGAUACGCCGAUAUUGAAGUUCACAACCAGUCAAGUCAACUAUAACUCUGGAUAAAAUGUGUUAUCUUUUAUCGGAUAUUAAUAACAAGGUAAAUACUUAUGACUCCAGUUUUAUGAUCAUCAGCACUAAACUAUCCAACCUCGAAUCUUGUGUAAACGAUUUAAAGAAUUCCCUGCGUAUAUUAUCUUUCGAUCUAUCUAAAGAAAAAAAGGAUAAUGAGGGUUUUUUCUAAGAUCCAACUAUUACGUAGUAGAUUAACUCAGCUAGAACACUCCCAGUCAUCAUCUCAAUUACCUGAUAUCGGUAUAGUUAAAGAAUCCCACGACAGAAUAUUAAAAGAAAAAAAUCUAAAUAUAUUUAAUGUGUCUGAUUCUAUUUCUGAAGAUUCUUCUGUAACGACUAGUUUGGUUAAUGAAACCCUUCAAGAAUAAUUUAGCCCGAUCUCAGUGGCAAAUGUUAAACGUUUGGGUAAACCAGGUAAUCGCCCACGUACUAUUCUGAUCCAAUAAAAUUCACCUUCAGAGGUGCAUUCUAAUCUGCGGGUCAAAUCUAAAAUCCGUAGUAGUACUCAAUGGAAAGAUAUGUCAAUCAGUACGGAUAUGACUAUUAUCCAAAGAAAUUGCAUGAAGUCAUUCCGUUCUCAACUUAUGGUCAAAUGGGAUACGGGAUACUGAAGCUGGUUCAUUAAAUAUGUAGCCGAUAUUCCCAAGUUAUUUAUAAAAAAUUAAUUCUUCUCCCCAAAGUUGGUUAGGUUAGGUUAUUUUUUCCAAUAAAAAAAAAGGAAACGGCUAUUAUUCAAAUAAUAUGUAUUAUAUACACUCAAGUAUGAGUCUAUCUAACCAUAGCCUCAGCUGUAUAAGUUUUAAUUUGAUUUAUUUAUACUAUUCAUGUAACAAAAAGAAUUUAAUGAAACUAAUUACUUAAUAAUUGAUGUUAUUUAUUUUUAAUUAAUUAUAAUUUUAUUAUAGAUUUCAGAAAUUCAGAAUGUUGGAAUAAACAACGAUUUAUUGAUUGUGUCGGUAAUAUGUUAAACAUUCAUCACGUGGUCGACAUGCUGAACAUUUCAUACGACUAUAAAGAGUGUGUGUAAGUGUCUAAAGUCAAAUAUAUUAUAUUAUUAUAGACUAGUCCGGCGUUACCCAUGCUAUGAGACAUAAUAUUUAUUUUUUUUGUUUGAUUUGUUUUUACUUUUUUUAAAUUUCUUCUGUAUCCCAUGUAGAUAUAACCAAUGAUCGGCAAGAAUAAUUUGAUCUAGGACUAUAUCUAUGCAAAGUUUCAAUUCAAUCCGUUUAAUCAUUCCAUCCAACUAUCAAACAAACUUUCGCACUUAUUAAUUAGUAGCAUUUCGAUUAUUAUGUUAUUUUUAUAGAUUCUAAGUUUAUAACGAAUUAGUUACUCGUAUUUGUUUUAUACUAAGAAUUAAUGUUGUUUUUCUUCUCAAUGAAUACAUUUACGGUUUGUAAAAAUGUAUAUUAUUCAUACCGAAUUGUUUAUAUCGUACCUCAAAAGAUGCGAAUUUCUCGACUGGCGAUUUUGUUUUUGUUGAUUUUUUGGUUAUCUAUUCUGGAAUACAAGGGAAAAAAGUAAAAUCAAUAUAAUGUAAACAUAAUAGUAUACCGAACUCCACUCAGAAUCGUUUAUCGAUUGCAAUGAUUUACAGUCGCUGACAGUGUAAUAAAAAUUAUGAAUCACUGCCUAUCAUAGUGGGAUGAAACCAAUAUUUAGCUCGCCAAAAUUCCCAUUUUUAAAACACAGAAAAUCGCAUGCCAAAUGUAAAAUAUAUUCAAAAAAUCGAAUCCACGUAUGUAGAGUAGAUAAUCCAAAUUAAUAGUGUAUGGUUUGUUUGGACAUUUUUCUAACAGUUUCGACAUUAUUAAAAGAUGUUGUUUUACACCCACAAAUAUAACACGGGCACAAAUCUGGGCAAUGUGUUGAUUAUAGAGUUGCAAACCUAGAAUAAAAUUAAAUUUAAAUGUUGUAUAAUCUUAAUUUAAAUUUAAAAAAUGCAUUAUGUUUAGUGUACCUUAUCAUUGACCAUUGGAAAGUUAUUAAAGUAUGUGUAAUAUGAACUAUUGUCCUGUCAAAUGUCAUAUCUGUGUUUAAUAGUUGUUGCAUUUGUUUCAAUAUCGUUAACUUCUUGUUCGGUACUCUCUUUACUUUCUUUUUUAAACAUGUAUUUUAUGGGGUGACAAAACUUAGUGGAUGCCGAAAAAGGAUUGUUCCGAAUAAUCUCAUAGUUAUUUUGUACUGUCGAAUAAUAUCUAAGUUCAAGUUUUUAUAGUGGCACAAUUGAAAACAUAAAGACAGUUUAAUCUGUUACAGUGGAAUCGUCGUUGAAUUUUCGUCUAUAUUGUUACUGACCACUACUGCCAUCGCAACCCCAUUUAUACAACAUUUCUAAUUUUGUUGAACUUAAAUUUGUUUUACAUAUAAUAUAUUAAUAUUUAAAAAAUUCUAUUUGUUGUGUGAUAUAUUUAAUAUAUUCUGGAGUGGUAUUUUGACAUCUUGAUUCUCCAAUAUCUAUGUUAUUAGGAUAACAGUUUUGUUUUACUAUUUUUGUAUUCUUGUAUGAUGAGUAUAUAUCGCAGUUUCUUUUUUUUUCGACCGAGACGAAUAUUUAUGUAUUGUUGUAUAGUAAAAUCAUUCUCGAUAGUAAAUACUAAAGCAUUAUCUGCUGUAUAGGGAAUUGAGUAAUUUGAGAAAUUAUUACUUGUUUUAGUUUGUUUAAUUCUAUUUGGAUUUGAUUGAGUUUCAUCAAAAUAAUCGAGCAGCACUUCUUUGGUCAGACAUAAAUAAUUUUUUUUUUGUAGCAUAUAUAAUUUGCCGUGAAGUCAUAUCAGAAUGAGUUAAUUCGGUUAUAAAUUUUUGUAUAUAAUAUAACCGUAAUAAUAGUAUAGUAAACAAAUAGUGAAAAAAAUAGGUAUAACGUAUAUAGGCAUACGUGAUAUAGGUAAUGAAAUAAUAUUUUCAUUUUUCAUUAUAAUUGCAAAUUGCCUUUAAUUGAUUACAUAGGUAAAUAAAAAAAAUUAAUUUGUAUUUUGUGACAGGAAUUUAUGAACAAAUAAAACAGAAUAAAUGUUUGAAAAGUUCUAAAAAUUAAGUUAAAUAGUAUAACAAAUACGUGUAAAUGAUUACAGCUACCUGAAACAAUUUUUUUUUUAUUAUUUUCAAUAACUUGAAAUAUUAUAUGUAUGUAUUCAAAAUUUCGUAAAACUGCGUAAUUUUCAAUAAUGCCCUUUAAAAAGCCGAAAAAUAAUGGAAAACUUGGGUUUAUUGUGUUAAUGUUGCAUUUUUGCUAUAAAUGAGAGGAGAAUAAUAUUUUUUUAAUAAUUCUAUGUUAGCCAAUGUAAUAAGUGUAUAUUCUGAAAAAAAAUUUAACUAAACUAUUUUUAUUGUAAAAAGUAAACUAACAUUUUUAGCGUAAAAAUUGGAAUUCUUCAAUAAAUGUAGUAAACAUUUCUAAUCAAACCACUAAAUCUCACUUGGUAAUCAUCAAAUUGUUCUUAUAUUUUAAAUUUACGCACAAAAUAAUAAUACCAUAAAAAAUUGUUAUCAAUCAAAUGUAGGAUUUUUUGCAUUUUAAAAAUGGGAAUUUUGGCCAGCUAAAGAUUGGUUUUAUCCCACUGUGGCGCCUGCAUAUUAUUUUUUUUUCCGAUUUAUAGCCUACAACAAUUGGUAGCCAAUUCAUGGUGACGGAAUAUUAUAUUCCGGCUUUUUAAUCGUAAAAGCGAUUAAUACCAUUAUAUACAACAAUUAUUAUUAAUAAUAAUAAUUAUAAUUUAUAAUUAUUUUAUAACUGCAGUCUACAGUAUUUUUAAUAUUGUUAUAAUAUUAUUUUGUUCCGUGUGCUCUUGGUCUCAAACAUAAUAAUAUUACCUAUAGCAAUACAGACUUUUGGUUAUAAAAUACGGCAAUCUAUGUACGUUAUAUAAUUUACAUAGUAGAUAUCAAGUCUCUAAGAAAAUAUUUUUUUUUUAAAAAAUUGGUUAAUUUCAUCAUGCUUUUUUAUGAAUUGUAAUACUUUCAAGUUUAAAAUUGCAAGGAAGAACUCGAGGAAGAAAUUUUCGCAUUUUACGAGUAUACGAGUAUAUAAUAUAGAAAUAUAAGUUUCAAUGCAUAUAAAAUAUAUUUUUAAAUGUAUACAAUUUCAAUUAAAUAUUUUGUGUGUUUGAACUUUGUAAACUUUGUGUAUACAUACUAAGUUUUACAAAAUUUAACAGGAAUAAAUUGAAUUGCGAGUAAAAUAAAAUAAAAUUCCUUUACUCCGGAAAUUAUUGCGCGUAACUGAUAUAGAACAUAAAGUUCUGCUCAAAAACAUUUUCAAAACGAACUAGAUAAUUAUUUUCAAAUUUGAUCAAAAUAAUCGUAAUAUAAAUAUUAUAUCGUAUAAUAUUCUUCCGUGACAGACAUCCGCUUGUGGAAUCGUGUACAAAAUGUUUAAUCAAUUAAGAUUAAUAGGAAAAUCAUCUCGCGGAAAAAUAUCAGCUUCUUUAAGUUAACGAAAAAAAAAACGACGCAUAAUAUUGCUAGGAGAUUCGAACUAGAAAGAAAAGACUUUUCAAACAAAAAAUAUAAAAUGAAGGGUUGGAUGUGAGAUGGCAGAGGUCUAGAAAACCUGCAAAGAAGAAUAAGGAGAUUGUUGUAUAGUAACGAAUUAUUAUUUUAUAUUUUAAAUUAUUAAAUAUAUUGUGCAAUAUUUAUGUACGUUGUAGGCUAUAUGAAAAAUUAAACUUUUUACAAAAAGAAUAUAGACUCUUUGUAACGGGGUAACGCGUUGGCGAACUACUUAUUAUUUUCCCGACGGUCGGCUGUUUUGUCGGCUUAUUUCAGACAGACUAACAGCAUUUAGGCCUUUUAAGAAGGCCUAAAUGCUUUAAAAUACAAAUUGACGACGUAAAGUCUAAUCAAUAUAGAUUAGAUUGUAACUUUUCACUAUAGGGUAGUUAUAUGUGUCAUUAGUUAGUGACAUUAGUAACUUGAUUUAAAAAUAAAUAAAUAAACAAUAUUAGUAAUACAAUAGUCAAUAACUGUACAAGAAUAUACAACUUGACUAAAUAAAUAUAAUACGUUUAAAAUGUAAAACGUAUAAAUAUACUGUUUAUAUGGUAUAUUAUAAUUUUUUUCGUCUUUUUUUUUAUAAGUAAUAAAUUACAAUAAGAUUACUGUAUAUUGAUUGUACGCAAUUGUACUUCCUAAAAUGCCUAACUGCUGUUAAUCUGUCUGCAAUAAGCCUGUACAACAGCCUGCCGUUUGGAAAAAUAAGUAGUUCGCAAACGGGCUAUCCCGUCGCAAAGAGCCUACAGUCUUUUUAUAAAAAAACUAAAUUUCCAUAUGGCCUACAACAUAUAUAAUACAUUUAUAUAUACGAUUUUUUUUUUUUUUUUGUUCCAGUCGUAUGAUGAUUGCGAUGAUUUCAUGUAAUACGAUUUCUCAACAUCCGUCGUGUGACCACGGACAAUUCAUCAAUAAUUUAUUAUUUUUGUUUUUUUCGGAACACAAGUGCAACGACUUUGAUGUACCCGAAAAAACAAACGGUGCAAUGAGCUUAUUUGGGCUGUUGCCGCUCUAUCCGUUGGUGUCAGUCGUUAUGCUUUUGAACCGUUUACAAAAAGAUUGGCCGUAACAAAUACGCUGGAUACUUUUAUUUUAGUUUUAUGGUUUAUCCACUAAUUAUUAUGAUUGUAAAUUUUUAUAUCGUAAUGUUAUUAUCAACCGACGAGGUGGUUUAACAGUCUUAAUAAAUUCGGCUAUAAUAUCGUA
Cinara cedri is the source of this 12842-nucleotide messenger RNA. Lineage: Eukaryota; Metazoa; Arthropoda; Insecta; Hemiptera; Aphididae. The record is from the annotation of a GenBank genome assembly.